AUGAGGGAUCACUGCACUCCACUGAGUUACCUCCUCGACAAGUACCAACACAAUUUAUAUCUUGAUACGACUCAGCAUCACCAUCAUAGCUUUCAUUCACCUUUUCAUCAUAGAAAACAUCAUCAAACCAUUAAUAAUAAUAAUAACAACAUUGAAUUGAAUGAUAGUAAAGGAGAUGCUGGCCAUUCACUUCAUUCAACUUUUGAUUCAACCCGAACAUUAAAUCAUCAUCAACAAGAUGAAACUAUAACAACUCAUGAAAAACCAACAUUAUCUACAUACAAAUAUAAGAGCAAUGGCAUGAGAAGUAUUCCUAUUCAGGAACAACAACAACAUGAUCAUGCUUCCGAAACUAACAAGAAAAAAGAAGAAUUACUCACCGAUUACAUGAAGAGAAAUCAAUUGAGGAUGGUAGAGGCAAAAUCUAAUGGAAAUUGUCUCUUCAAUUCAAUUUCUCUUGCAUUAUUCGAUGGUGAACAUAAGAAUUUCCAAUUGAGACAGUUGUGUGUUGAUUGGAUUGAGGAAAAUUUGGAUUCGAUAGUGAAAGAUGGAAUUAAGAUUAGAGAUUUGAUAUUUCUACGGGAAGAUCAAUCAAAUAUUUCAGAUUAUUUGCAUGAUAUGAGACAGGAAAAGGAAUGGGCUGAUUAUUGUUGUCUUAAUGCUCUUGCAAAUUUAUUGGAAUGUGAAUUGGAAGUUGUUUAUGUAAAUUAUCAGGAAAAUGAAUGGAUUGUAAAGUCGGAAAUUCAGGUUGAGCCAAUUAAUCGACCAACAGGGCUGCUACUAACGAAAAUAAGAUUAAUGUAUAUUGAAGAUUUGAAACAUUACAAUUUAUUAAUUAAAUGUAAAUAA
Molecule: messenger RNA, 849 nt
Organism: Naegleria gruberi
Lineage: Eukaryota; Heterolobosea; Eutetramitea; Acrasida; Naegleriidae
Exons: 1
Coding region: 1-849 (282 amino acids)
Biological process (GO): protein deubiquitination
Molecular function (GO): cysteine-type deubiquitinase activity
Source: RefSeq, a predicted model, not a curated record